UCUCUUGGGUUUUCGUUUGAGCGCCUUCUGCUUGCUUGCAUUUUGAGUAGUAAAGCAAGGCGAGGCAGAUAUCGCGUCCGCUCGAGAGCGCUACGUGCUGCUGAUACCCUACCGCUUCUGCGGCACUGUGCUAGCCUCCAUUCCGACGGCGUAGCAUAAAAUACUAGUGAUCAUUACUACCAUCGUUGCUAUAGCUGUAUCAGACACAAUUGUGUUGGUGGGUUUUCAGCAAGUGCAAGCUUGCGGUGAAGGUCUCAGUGUUGGUGUGAGCGUCUCGUACGCCCUAUCAGAACAGAUCCGAGGUAAUGGGCCGCAAGAAGAAGAAGCCGUCAAAACCCUGGUGUUGGUACUGCAACCGGGAAUUUGAUGAUGAGAAAAUCCUUAUUCAGCACCAGAAAGCAAAGCACUUCAAGUGUCAUGUCUGCCAUAAGAAACUUUUCACCGGACCGGGGCUUGCUAUACAUUGCAUGCAGGUCCACAAAGAGACUCUAGACAAGGUGCCAAACGCUUUGCCAAACCGCAAUUCUGUCGACAUCGAAAUCUACGGAAUGGAAGGCAUUCCACCGGAGGAUAUCAAAGAGCACCAGCGGGACGCGGGUUCUUCUAAUGGAGGCGUAGGAGGUGGCCGUGAAGAUGAUGAUUCACCGCCUCCAGUCCCACCGGCACCUCCAGUACCUCAGGCUGCUCAGCCUCCGGCAGGAGCCGGCCUACCAACACACCCAACAAAUGUUGCCGGAAUACCGCCACAUCCCCACCAUCCGCAGUUAGCAGCGAUGGGGGUGCCCCCUUUUGGCACACCGCCGCCACCACCUGGGAUGCCAGGGGCGAUGCCUCCGCCGUAUGGAAUGCCCCCAGGCUUUCCUCUGCCCCUCGGCUUUCCUAUGAUGCCACCAGGAAUGACAGGUGCGCUCCCUCCGGGAAUGCAUCCACCGUUCGGUCCUCAUCCCGGUGGAUUAGCAGCGCUUGGUGGCAGCAUGAUGGCUGCCGUACCCCCGGCGGUACCGGCAAGACCAUUGUUCCCUGCUGCACAGAGUCUUCAACAACAGCAGCAGCAGCAACAGCAGCAGCAGCAACAACAGCAGCAACAACAACAACAAGCCAAUGCUGCGUCUGCGGCAGCUGCUACUAGCCUAAGCGGAACGGCGUCCGCCGCUUCUAGCCCUGCUGUAGUCUCUGCACCGCCGAUACCAGCUGCUCGGCCUCAAGUAGGCGACGCCAAAGAGCAGGUUCCACAGGCACAAGUCACGGUAUCAGCGUCUGCCGAACUAAGGUCGUGGCAAAAUGCACCUGUUGGAGUGGUUGUCUCGGCCGAGGGCACGAAAAUUGUUCACCCUGAAAAGGAUCUUUCUUUGGAAGAGCUCCGGAUGCAAAUGCCCGCUUACAAGCGCUUCCUGAUGGUGAAAUAAGUGGGUCUGUCGAUGUUUAUGUACAGGUGGCCAUGAGCAGACAGCCUCCUCUUAGACGUGCGUUUCUUACGACGUGGGGCAAGCAAAUUAACUUGAUCUCUCGGAAACCAUGCUUAGUGGGGUGCGGCCUGUGUCGCCUAAUUAAUGAUGCCUGUGACUAAAGAGCUGUACAGCUAGGGUCAAGAGAAGGUAGCGGAUAGGCUAAAAGCAGCGGGUGGUGGGGAAUUAGGGGUAGUUCUGGGUUCAUCAUCCGAAGCAACAACAUCAACAACCGCUGACCCGAACCAGCAGCACGCUGGGUAUGUAAUCUCAUCAACAUGUUUAAUUUUCUACAGACGUUUCUCUCUUCCUCUUUUAAAAGGGACUUAGCCAUAGCAUCAAUACUGUCAUUAACCGUUAUCAAUGCACGAUUCGAAACAAUGCGCUGUCAUCAAAACGGGAGUCAUACGUCCCUGUGAAGCUUGCGAAAUCCCAAUAAGAUUUCGCGUCCAUCUGUCCACCUUGAUGAAGCUGGUAGACCCUUUCUAAAUAUUUUUUUGGCAGCACAGAAAUUCUUUCGAUGGUUUUGCUGUAUACAAACUAUAGUUUGAAAAUAGCGGUCUGAAAGAACCGACGCCUAAAUUAGAAAAUGAAAUAGCGAAAUAGACGAACUUGGAGUCCCUUGGGGAACAUUUUAAUUCUACUCCUCUCUGGCUUUUCUGUUUUCGCCAUAGACAAAUCUUGAUUGAAGAAGAGACAUCGAAACUAUUCACAAAACUUGAAUUGAAACUAGGACGCGAAAGGAUUAUCUAACAAAAUAUAAACAACAGCUACGGCAUGGGCAUGUCCUGUUGUUUUUGGAAGUUUUCGUUAGCUAAAAAAAAGUGGCUUGGAGGUUCGAGUACAUAUAUAUAUACAUAUAUAUAUAUGGAAGUGCGUCAUAUGGUAAAGAUUUUGAAUGGUUUAUUUUGUUUGCUUGUAAAGGUUAAUUUGUCGGCUGUAAUGGACCGAUCAAAGCCCUCCAGGCAAAAACUUUUCCUAAGAUAAAAAAAAGGGUGGUUCACAGAGUGGCACGCAAAUGAAAAUGAAGAUGAACUCAUAUUGUUUAUGCUAAAUCAAGUGUACGUCAGUGAAAGGCAACGCGGCCGAAAGAGCAGCUCGUAGCUAAUUGUGAACAAAGAACUGCUACAAUUGUAUUCGCUCUAUUAGAAAAUUAUUGGGCAGAAUGAAAAAGGUAAGGCAAGAACUAGUUCGCGUUGUGUUAGUUUGAUAUGAACGAAAAAUUAUAAUAUUGAUGAUUAAUAAUAACAAUAAGUAGUAAGAAUAAAAACAGAAACGACAAUGGCAUUAAAUAAUGAAUAUAAUAAAUAUUGCUCUGUAUAUAUUGAGAGAAGUGUAGUUUGCUGAGACUCCUUGUUCGUUUCAUUUAAUUGAUUUUUACAUAGAUUGAUAAAAGAUUCUAUAAAAUUAUGUAAAUUAUAACAAAAUGAAGCUUUACGCC
Varroa destructor (honeybee mite) is the source of this 2886-nucleotide messenger RNA. RefSeq lists its product as uncharacterized. Gene Ontology annotation, molecular function: microtubule binding; DNA binding. NCBI's taxonomy places the organism in Eukaryota, Metazoa, Arthropoda, Arachnida, Mesostigmata, Varroidae. The record is from RefSeq and is a predicted model, not a curated record. Gene Ontology annotation, biological process: attachment of spindle microtubules to kinetochore; mitotic spindle assembly checkpoint signaling; mitotic spindle assembly. Gene Ontology annotation, cellular component: spindle matrix; kinetochore; nucleus.